CUUUCAGUCUACGUUCAUGGCUUCAUGGGCAACGAAACGAGCUUCUAGAGCUCACCCGCCCACCUUCACCGCUUGUUGGUCGUCCCUUUAGAAGGCUUGGGCUGGCGCGUUCGCACAAAGGUGUAUCCAGGAUUCAAGACCAGGCACAAAUUUCCCCCGCGACGGAGGUGCUUUCCAAAUGGCUCGCGCAAUUUGAGAACCCUGGCACAAAUGUAACAUUCCUCGGACAUUCUUAUGGAGAUUCUGGCGGCGGAAGUGGUGUUGCUGAGUGAUGAGUAGGGGGGAUUCAGGCAUAGGAUAUUGGGGGUUGUCGGGUUCGAUUCACCAUUUCUGGGGAAGCAUCCAGGGGUUAUAUCCGCUGGGUUGGGGAGUCUACUUGAGUCCGAGGGU
Molecule: messenger RNA, 390 nt
Organism: Tuber aestivum (summer truffle)
Lineage: Eukaryota; Fungi; Ascomycota; Pezizomycetes; Pezizales; Tuberaceae
Source: the annotation of a GenBank genome assembly